Messenger RNA from Trifolium pratense (red clover), 1338 nucleotides. RefSeq lists its product as uncharacterized. Bases 149 to 1261 code for a protein of 370 amino acids. Lineage: Eukaryota; Viridiplantae; Streptophyta; Magnoliopsida; Fabales; Fabaceae. The transcript has 3 exons. Gene Ontology annotation, cellular component: cell wall; plasma membrane. The record is from RefSeq and is a predicted model, not a curated record.
UGGCAUGAAUUAAGGAGAAAAACUCGUUUUGUAAAGUCAAAACCUUGAUAUAAUCAAUUGCAAAGUGUUUGUCCCCAAGUGCACAAUAAAAAGAGCACAGCUUUGUCCAUUAGCAACCUAAAUUCAUUUCUCUAAUUUGUUUCUUCUCAUGCUGAAAAUGGCAAUGACAUUCAAGUGUACUAUUUUUAUCACUCUGCUCUUUGCUUCUUCAGCAUUUGCUAAUACUCAUCCCAGGUCACCAGAAGUUUACUUUCAAAAUGGGAACUUUGAGGAGAAACCAAACCCAACAUCCUUAAAGAACACAAGACUCAUUGGAACACAUGCACUUCCAAAAUGGGAAAUCAAUGGUCUAGUUGAGUACAUCUCUGGAGGGCCACAACCAGGAGGAAUGUACUUUCCAGUCACACAUGGAGUUCAUGCAGUUAGGCUUGGAAAUGAAGCUUCAAUUUCCCAAACCAUUAAAGUCAAACCUGGUCAAUGGUAUGCUUUAAUAUUAGGAGCCACAAGAACUUGUGCUCAAGAUGAAGUUUUGAGAAUCUCAGUACCUCCACAAUCUGGUGAUGUUCCUUUACAAACACUUUAUAGUCUCAAUGGUGAUGUUAUUGCUUGGGGAUUCAAGGCUAGUUCUAAUGUUGCAAAAGUUACAUUCCAUAACCCUGGUCUUCAAGAAGAUCCUACUUGUGGUCCACUUUUGGAUGCUGUUGCUAUUAGAGAGUUUUACCCUCCGAUGCCGACAAGAGGUAAUUUGGUAAGAAACCAUGGCUUUGAGGAAGGUCCAUUCCCUAUUUUCAACUCAACCAAUGGUGUUCUACUCCCACCAAAACAACAAGAUCUUGUAUCACCACUCCCUGGUUGGAUUAUUGAAUCUCUCAAAGCCAUUAAAUUCAUUGAUUCAAAGCAUUUUCAUGUCCCAUUUGGACAUGGAGCAGUGGAGCUUGUUGCAGGCAGAGAAAGUGCCAUUGCACAAAUUCUCAAAACUGUUCCAAACAAAGUCUACAACCUAAAAUUCACAAUUGGUGAUGCAAGAAAUGGUUGUCAUGGAUCGAUGAUGGUCGAAGCAUUUGCUGCAAAAGAUACUUUUAAAGUUCCUUUUAAAUCGGUUGGAAAGGGAACAUUCAAAACAUCAAGUUUCAACUUCAAAGCAGUUUCAAGCAGGACUAGAAUCACUUUUUAUAGUUCUUUUUAUCAUACAAGGAUUGAUGAUUUUGGAUCUCUCUGUGGUCCUGUUCUUGAUCAAGUUAUUGUAUCUCCUGUUGCUUAAACUCUCCUUAUGUUUUACCUAGCAAUUGUGAUUUUUGCUUUAUAUCAGUUGAAUGUAACGUGAUUUAUAUUUAGAUA